AUGACUGCGAGAGGUGUUUUCUCAACCUACCUGAGGAUAUCUUCCGGCCCCGUGAGUGGCAAAGUCCAAUUCUUUCCCGCUCCUUCCGGAGAUGCUAAUGCGCUUCCUAGACCGCUAGUAGAAGAGCCCUCUCCUCCCGGUUUUCCCCCUCGACCCCAGCCUCUAGACUCCAUACCUCGCAAUGGAAGUUUCAGCAGCCCCCGGCGGCAAACAGGGGUGUUUUCAAUGCAGGGCAGAUAGACCUUCGAGCCAAUGGCGGCCCAGCCUCCCCGGAAGAAACUAAGCCGCGUGGAGGCAUCUUCAGAAGGGUGGCAGAGAAGCUGCGUGAGAAGAUGCCGAAUGCUACGGAGCCGUAUGUUGCGCAUGGAGUUACACUGGAGUUAUAUAAUGAGUGCCUGAAGCAAGCCGCGUAUGCCGAGGGCCACGAGUUGUCGGAGAGUGCGAGGUUCUGGUAUGAUGGUUUGUUAUCGCACGCUCUGUGUUGGGACUGGGUAGAUGGAGAGCUGAUAAUGACGAUAGUUUGCGAUAGGCCUAAAACGUUCAUGUCUUGGGCGCAGGUUACAGUGCUGCAUAUGUGGAUGUUCGUUGUCAGGAUUCGGGCAUUCGAGCUGGAUAGGGUUAAGACCUGGCAGCAGCAUUUUGUCGACCACUUCUUUUAUGAUGCUGAGGGGAAGAUGAUACACACGUAUAACGUUUGUUUACAGUCCGUGCCCUAGCGAGAGGAGAUUUGCUGAUGGGGCUGGCGGGCUAGAUUUCUAGUGGUGGACAAAGAAAGACAUAUCUUAAGGAUUUGUACUCCCAGUAUAGGGGCAUGAUCGCUGGUUACGACGAAGGUCUUUGCAAAGGGGAUGCCGUUCUUGCUGCGGCUAUUUGGAGGUAAUAUAACUCAUCUCACCUGAACGUCUCGGCGAAGGCUAUUAUUUCAAUAGAAACGUCUUCGAUGCAAGACCAGACAUUGACCUGGAGGUCCUGGCCAUGAUCACUAGCUACGUCCGUCGUGUGAUCCACGGCCUUGACAAGAUUGACAACCAAGUUCUCUAUUCUGCGCGUGUUACUUUCGGACUCCCGAAUGAGGAGGCGGCGACAGUCAGGGUGGAGAGUAAGUUCAUCGGGGCAAUUAUGGGGGCUCCUGUCGUUAGUGAUGGGGCUGCCUGA
This is a messenger RNA of Tuber aestivum (summer truffle), 1155 nucleotides long. The record is from the annotation of a GenBank genome assembly. Lineage: Eukaryota; Fungi; Ascomycota; Pezizomycetes; Pezizales; Tuberaceae.